Messenger RNA from Pelecanus crispus (Dalmatian pelican), 1394 nucleotides. NCBI's taxonomy places the organism in Eukaryota, Metazoa, Chordata, Aves, Pelecaniformes, Pelecanidae. The record is from RefSeq and is a predicted model, not a curated record.
CUGCAUCAGUGGGACGGAGGCUUGUGGCAGCUCACACGCCACCUUCUUCUCUCCAGGAGUCUUAUCCAGCUGUUCCCCCGAUAUGGUCUGUGGAGUCAGACGAUCCGAACCUGGCAGCUAUCCUGGAGAGGCUGGUGGAAGUCAGGAAAGGAAAUACACUGCUUUUGCAGCACCUGAAGCGAAUAAUCUCUGACCUGUGCAAACUCUACAACCUCCCCCAACAUCCAGAUGUUGAAAUGCUGGACCAGCCUCUGCCAGCAGAACAGAGCACGCACGAAGAGGUGUCCUCUGAAGAAGAAGAUGAAGAGAUGCCAGAGGACACUGAGGACUUGGACCACUAUGAGAUGAAAGAGGAAGAGCCAGCAGACGGGAAGAAGACGGAGGAUGAAGGAAUUGGGAAGGAAAACCUGGCCAUUUUAGAGAAAAUAAAAAAGAACCAGAGGCAAGAUUACUUAAAUGGUGCAGUGUCUGGGUCUGUGCAGGCCACUGACCGGCUAAUGAAGGAGCUCAGGGAUAUUUACCGAUCACCAAGUUUCAAGGGCGGAUACUAUGCAGUUGAACUAGUGAAUGACAGCCUGUACGAUUGGAACGUCAAACUCCUGAAGGUUGACGAGGAUAGCGCUUUGCACAAUGACCUCCAGAUCCUCAAAGAGAAAGAAGGAACUGAUUUCAUCCUCCUAAACUUCUCCUUUAAAGAUAACUUUCCUUUUGAUCCACCAUUUGUAAGGGUUGUGUCCCCGGUGCUGUCAGGGGGGUAUGUUCUGGGUGGCGGUGCCAUCUGCAUGGAGCUACUUACAAAACAGGGCUGGAGCAGUGCGUACUCCAUUGAGUCAGUGAUUAUGCAGAUCAGCGCAACUCUGGUGAAAGGGAAAGCGCGAGUACAGUUUGGAGCCAACAAGAAUCAGUACAGCCUGACGAGAGCACAGCAGUCCUACAAGUCCCUGGUUCAGAUCCAUGAGAAGAACGGCUGGUACACACCACCCAAGGAGGAUGGUUAGCACAGACGGAUGCUGCAGGACCAGUCUGAUUAUCUUCUGGAUGCUCUACUUGGAUCUUUGAUGCCUCUUGGCUUUCCUCCAGGAUGUAAUAGCUCUGCCUGUUGCAGGACAGUAAUGGCUGUUAAAAACUCUAAAUAAAACUGUUUAAGCAGUUGGACUGACGUAAAACACUUGCUGGACCCUUGCUAGCAGGCAUUCUUGUUAAAACAAACUUUUGAGCCUCUUGUAUCGCUGGAAACUUUCAACUCUACUCCAGUCUAGAGCGUCCUCCUUACCUAUGCUAUGGAUUUAAUUUAUUUUCUUAUUUCAUGUACACUGCUUUUUUUUGUUACAGUGUAUGAUGGAUGUGUAUGGAAAAUGUAUCUUUCAAGAAAAAUUACAGUUUGUUAAUUUGAA